Messenger RNA from Oncorhynchus nerka (sockeye salmon), 4112 nucleotides. RefSeq names its product scavenger receptor cysteine-rich type 1 protein M130-like. Gene Ontology annotation, molecular function: serine-type endopeptidase activity. Gene Ontology annotation, cellular component: plasma membrane. Bases 196 to 3648 code for a protein of 1150 amino acids. NCBI's taxonomy places the organism in Eukaryota, Metazoa, Chordata, Actinopteri, Salmoniformes, Salmonidae. The transcript is spliced from 17 exons. The record is from RefSeq and is a predicted model, not a curated record. Gene Ontology annotation, biological process: zymogen activation.
UGAAAUGUUGCUGCUCUGUCAGCAGUUUCCUGUGGACUUUUUCAGUUUGCUGUAGUGUGUUCAACCACUGAUCCAAGAUAAGUUGCUAAGAAGUUUAUCUCACAUCAAAGACCUAACGAACGAAUGACAUAGAAGUCAUAUAGCCGAGCAGCACGUUCCAGUCUUCAGUCCUCUCUACAUGACAGUGACUUGUGUAUGUCAGUGGAGCCCCAGUUAGAGACAGACAUGAUACCUGCAGUGGUACUGAUGACCCUGUUGUGGAGCACAGAUCUCCAGGCUCAAAGCGUCAGUCCACCAGCUGAAUACUCAGUCAGACUGGUGAAUGGGACCACUUCCUGUUCUGGGACAGUGGAAAUCUUCUAUGAAGGAGAGUGGUUGGGUCUAUGCAAUAGGUGGUGGGACAUGAUGAAAGAGGUUAAGGUUGUGUGUAGAGAGCUGGACUGUGGGAAUCCUGUAUCUGUAUCUAGAGGACCUCUGAUUGAAGAUGGAAGAAGAGGAGUCACACUAUAUAGUAUUUGUAGUGGAGAUGAGUCUUCUAUUAGAUGGUGUGACAUCAAAGGAGGACCUGGUUUCUGUUUUGGUGGAUAUUAUCAUCAUGUGACCUGUUCAGAGUCUGUGCGGCUUGUGGAUGGAGCUGGUCUCUGCUCUGGGAGAGUGGAGGUGAAGUCCAAUCAGUCCUGGGCCUCAGUGUGUGAAGCUGACUUUGACCGGCAGGAUGCAGAGGUAGUCUGUAGGGAUGUUGGCUGUGGGGCUCCUGCAGCUCUACAGGGGGGGCUCUAUGGAGGAGGUGAGGGUCAGACCUGGGAUAAAGAGUUCCAGUGUAAAGGCAAAGAGUCCCUUCUCCUGGACUGUGACACCUCAGACAGAGAGAACAACACCUGCCUACCUGGUAAUGCUGUUGGACUCACCUGCUCAGAGCCUGAUGAUGUGAGGCUGGUGGGAGGAGGCAGUCGCUGUGCUGGUAGAGUGGAGUGGUACGACCAGGGAGAGUGGAGGACUGUGGGAUCUGACUGGGACCAGGAGGAUGUAGCUGCAGUAGUGUGUAGACAGCUGGGUUGUGGUUCCACUGUUUCAGCACUACCUGGAUACACCACUGGAGGGUUUGGAGUUUUCUGUGAUGGGGAUGAGUCUUCACUGAGGAAGUGUAGAAGAUCGUAUGAUCUCCGUCCUGGACUCACAGUGAUCUGCUCAGAGUCUGUGCGGCUUGUGGAUGGAGCUGGUCUCUGCUCUGGGAGAGUGGAGGUGAAGUCCAAUCAGUCCUGGGCCUCAGUGUGUGAAGCUGACUUUGACCGGCAGGAUGCAGAGGUAGUCUGUGGGGAGCUUGGCUGUGGGGCUCCUGCAGCUCUACAGGGGGGGCUCUAUGGAGAAGGUGGGGGUCAGACCUGGGAUAAAGAGUUCCAGUGUAAAGGCAAAGAGUCCCUUCUCCUGGACUGUGACACCUCAGACAGAGAGAACAACACCUGCCUACCUGGUAAUGCUGUUGGACUCACCUGCUCAGAGCCUGAUGAUGUGAGGCUGGUGGGAGGAGGCAGUCGCUGUGCUGGUGGAGUGGAGUGGUACUACCAGGGAGAGUGGAGGACUGUGGGAGUUGGAGUGUGGAACCAGGAGGAUGUAGCUGCACUAGUGUGUAGACAGUUGGGUUGUGGCUCCACUGUUUCAGUACUACCUGGAAACACCACUAGAGGGUUUAGAGUUUCCUGUGAUGGGUCUGUUUCUUCACUGAGGGAGUGUAUAAGAAUGUAUGAUCUCCGUCCUGGACUCACAGUGAUCUGCUCAGAUCUCCUGGUCCAGCCUGAUAUCUUCCUGACUGACCCAAUGGGAGGGGUCUUCAGGGGCCACCAGGGGCCCGAGAUGUUCAGGGGCUACAACUUCACCAUCACCUGCUCCACUCAGCCACAGUACCCAGGAGGCUCCUUCCUCCUCACGUUCACCGGCUCCAACAGAACCCAGAUCCAGCCAGCUGUCAAUCACUCUGCUGCCUUCCUCUUCCCUGCUGCAGAUGACUCCCACCAAGGGAACUACAGCUGUGUUUAUGACAAUUAUGUUUUCUCUCAUAACUUCUCCUCUGAGAGUGAGCUCCUCCCCCUCGCCAUCACAGCCUCUCCUCUGCCAGCCUUCAUCAUCAGACACGUUGUAGUGCUGCUGAUCCUACUGACAACCAUCACCACCUCCUACCUGUACUACAAGGUAAAGACAUUUACUCAGACGUUACAACUACAGGGACAUAAACACAAACAUGCUGCCUGGAGACAAGUGUCCAUGAUAGUAGGAUCGCCAGAUCUCCAGGCUCAAAGCGUCAGUCCACCAGCUGAAUACUCAGUCAGACUGGUGGAUGGGACCACUUCCUGUUCUGGGACAGUGGAAGUCUUCUACAGAGGAGAGUGGUUGGGUAUAUGUCCUAGUUGGUGGAGCAUAAUGAGAGAGACGUGGUUGUGGGACAUGAGAGAGACCAAGGUUGUGUGUAGAGAGCUGGACUGUGGGAAUCCUGUAGCUGAAUCUAGAGGACCUCUGAUUGAAGAUGGAAGAAGAGGAGUCACACUAUAUAGUAGUUGCUAUGGAGAUGAGUCUUCUAUUAGACAGUGUGGCAUAGGAGGACCUGGUUUCUGUUAUGGUGGAUAUUAUCAUCAUGUGACCUGUUCAGAGUCUGUGCGGCUUGUGGGUGGAGCUGGUCUCUGCUCUGGGAGAGUGGAGGUGAAGUCCAAUCAGUCCUGGGACUCAGUGUGUGAAGCUGACUUUGACCGGCAGGAUGCAGAGGUAGUCUGUGGGGAGCUUGGCUGUGGGGCUCCUGCAGCUCUACAGGGGGGGCUCUAUGGAGAAGGUGAGGGUCAGACCUGGGAUAAAGAGUUCCAGUGUAAAGGCAAUGAGUCCCUUCUCCUGGACUGUGACACCUCAGACAGAGAAAACAACACCUGCCUACCUGGUAAUGCUGUUGGACUCACCUGCUCAGAGCCUGAUGAUGUGAGGCUGGUGGGAGGAGGCAGUCGCUGUGCUGGUGGAGUGGAGUGGUACGACCAGGGAGAGUGGAGGACUGUGGGAGCUGAGGACUGGGACCAGAGGGAUGUAGCUGCAGUAGUGUGUAGACAGCUGGGCUGUGGCUCCACUGUUUCAGUACAACCUAUAAUAACCACUAGAGCAUUUAGACUUUCCUGUUCUGGGUCUGAGUCUUCACUGAGGGAGUGUAGAAGAACGUAUGAACUCCAUCCUGGACUCACAGUGAUCUGCUCAGAGUCUGUGCGGCUUGUGGAUGGAGCUGGUCUCUGCUCUGGGAGAGUGGAGGUGAAGUCCAAUCAGUCCUGGGCCUCAGUGUGUGAAGCUGACUUUGACUGGCAGGAUGCAGAGGUAGUCUGCGGGGAGCUCGGCUGUAGGGCUCCUGCAGCUCUACAGGGGGGGCUCUAUGGAGAAGGUGGGGGUCAGACCUGGGAUAAAGAGUUCCAGUGUAAAGGCAAAGAGUCACUUCUCCUGGACUGUGACACUUCAGACAGAGAAAACAACACCUGCCUACCUGGUAAUGCUGUUGGACUCACCUGCUCAGAGGCUGAUGAUGUGAGGCUGGUGGGAGGAGGCAGUCGCUGUGCUGGUGGAUUGGAGCGGUACGACCAGGAGAGUGGAGGACUGUGGGAGCUGAUGACUGGAACAAGGAGAAUGUAGCUGCAGUAGUGUGUAGACAGCUGGGUUGUGGUUCCACUGUUUCAGCACUACCUGGAAACACCACUAGAGGGUUUGGAGCUUCCUGUUCUGGGUCUGAGUCUUCACUGAGGGAAUGUUCCAGAAGAUAUGAUCUCCUUCCUGGAUUCACAGUGAUCUGCUCAGAUCUCCUGGUCCAGCCUGGUAUCUUCCUGGCUGACUCAAUGGGAGGGGUCUUCAGGGGCCACCAGGGGACCAAGAUGAUAAGGGGCUACAGCUUCCCCAUUACCUGCUCCACUCAGCCACAGUACCCAGGAGGCUCCUUCCUCCUCACAUUCACCGGCUCCAACAGAACCCAGACCCAGCCAGCUGUCAAUCACUCUGCUGCCUUCCUCUUCCCUGCUGCAGAUGACUCCCACCAAGGGAACUACAGCUGUGUUUAUGAGAAUUAUGUUUUCUCUCAUAACUUCUCCUCUGAGAGUGAGCUC